CUAAACACCGUAAGCUACCCUAUACCCUACAUCCCCACCCCUUGCAACUUCCACGCCGCCUUCAUGGAAUUAAGUCAUUGAAAAUUCUAGGCUAUCGUGUCAUAUUGAUACUGAUUAUAAAUCAUUGAAGAAAAGAUGAAGAUUAUGAUGGUGGUGGUUGUUCUUUAGCAUUGGUUUUAUUAAUCUCUUUGUUAUUGAGAUUGAUAAAGAAAGAAAGAAAAGAAUGUGUGUGAUUAUGGAAAAAGAGGGUAGUGAUGUGUUGUUGGUGCCACCCACAAAUUUCUCUGCUGUAGAAGAUAACUGCAUUUACAGAUCUGGCUUUCCUAAGCCUUCCAAUUUCAGUUUUCUCCAAUCUCUCAAUCUUCAAUCCAUCAUAUAUUUGUGUCCUGAGCCUUAUCCUGAGGAAAAUUUGGAGUUUCUUCGAGUUAACAAUAUCAAGCUUUUCCAGUUCGGAAUUGAUGGCACUAAGGAGCCAUCAGCUAUGUCCAGCAGUGCUAUAACAGAGGCUCUGAAAGUUAUGACUGAUGUCAGAAAUCACCCAGUUCUCAUCCACUGUAAGCGUGGAAAGCACCGAACUGGUUGCCUUGUUGGGUGCCUGAGGAAACUGCAGAAUUGGUGUAUGUCAGCUGUGGUGGAGGAGUACAAGCAUUUUGCUGGCACAAAGUGGAGAGAAACAGACCUCAAAUUUCUUGAAAAUUAUGACGUUUCAUCAAUUAGGCAUUGCCUUGUGAGCAUUAUCUACAGGUACUACGGCUCCAAGAAGAGGGGCUUGCAGUACAGUGAAGAAACUCUGCAGAAGCCUCAGAUGACUUCUGUUCUAUAAUAGAGAGGGAUUAUCCACCUUAAUUUUUAGCCUGGAUUGGAUAAUUCCCAUCAUUUGCUCUUAAUUUCUUUUAAAUUUCUUCUUUAGUCUCAUUAUACACUGCUUCAGAUUCAUCUAUACACCAAUUUGUUUCUGGGA
Lycium ferocissimum is the source of this 961-nucleotide messenger RNA. Its product is annotated as tyrosine-protein phosphatase DSP3-like. Gene Ontology annotation, molecular function: protein tyrosine/serine/threonine phosphatase activity. Lineage: Eukaryota; Viridiplantae; Streptophyta; Magnoliopsida; Solanales; Solanaceae. The record is from RefSeq and is a predicted model, not a curated record. The transcript is spliced from 5 exons. Gene Ontology annotation, cellular component: cytoplasm. The coding region runs from base 224 to 823 and encodes 199 amino acids. Gene Ontology annotation, biological process: protein dephosphorylation.